Molecule: messenger RNA, 8949 nt
Organism: Schistocerca nitens (vagrant locust)
Lineage: Eukaryota; Metazoa; Arthropoda; Insecta; Orthoptera; Acrididae
Product: trichohyalin-like
Exons: 5
Coding region: 1-8949 (2982 amino acids)
Source: RefSeq, a predicted model, not a curated record
AUGCUGUUGCAGUGGAGUCUCAUCAGAAAAUCAGAAACAGCUGCGCAGAAGCGGCUGCGCAGGAACAGCUGCGCAGAAGCGGCUGCGCAGAAGCGGCUGCGCAGAAGCGGCUGCGCAGAAGCGGCUGCGCACAAGCGGCUGCGCACAAGCGGCUGCGCAGAAGCGGCUGCGCAGAAGCGGCUGCGCAGAAGCGGCUGCGCAGAAGCGGCUGCGCAGAAGCGGCUGCGCAGAAGCGGCUGCGCAGAAGCGGCUGCGCAGAAGCGGCUGCGCAGAAACGGCUGCGCAGAAACGGCUGCGCAGAAACGGCUGCGCAGAAACGGCUGCGCAGAAACGGCUGCGCAGAAACGGCUGCGCAGAAACGGCUGCGCAGAAGCGGCUGCGCAGAAGCGGCUGCGCAGAAGCGGCUGCGCAGAAGCGGCUGCGCACAAGCGGCUGCGCAGAAGCGGCUGCGCAGAAGCGGCUGCGCAGAAGCGGCUGCGCAGAAGCGGCUGCGCAGAAGCGGCUGCGCAGAAGCGGCAGCGCAGAAGCGGCUGCGCAGAAGCGGCUGCGCAGAAGCGGCUGCGCAGAAACGGCUGCGCAGAAACGGCUGCGCAGGAACAGCUGCGCAGGAACAGCUGCGCAGGAACAGCUGCGCAGAAACAGCUGCGCAGGAACAGCUGCGCAGGAACAGCUGCGCAGGAACAGCUGCGCAGGAACAGUUGCGCAGGAACAGCUGCGCAGGAACAGCUGCGCAGGAACAGCUGCGCAGGAACAGCUGCGCAGGAACAGCUGCGCAGGUACAGCUGCGCAGAAACAGCUGCGCAGGAACAGCUGCGCAGGAACAGCUGCGCAGGAACAGCUGCGCAAGAACAGCUGCGCAGGUACAGCUGCGCAGGAGCAGCUGCGCAGGAACAACUGCGCAGAAACAACUGCGCAGAAACAGCUGCGCUGGAACAGCUGCGCAGAAACAGCUGCGCAGAAACAGCUGCGCAGAAACAGCUUCGCAGAAACAGCUGCGCAGAAACAGCUGCGCAGAAACAGCUGCGCAGGAACAGCUGCGCAGGAACAGCUGCGCAGAAGCAGCUGCGCAGAAACAGCUGCGCAGAAACAGCUGCGCAGAAACAGCUGCGCAGAAACAGCUGCGCAGAAACAGCUGCGCAGAAACAGCUGCGCAGAAACAGCUGCGCAGAAACAGCUGCGCAGAAACAGCUGCGCAGAAACAGCUGCGCAGAAACAGCUGCGCAGAAACAGCUGCGCAGAAACAGCUGCGCAGAAACAGCUGCGCAGGAGCAGCUGCGCAGGAACAGCUGCGCAGGAACAGCUGCGCAGGAACAGGUGCGCAGGAACAGGUGCGCAGGAACAGGUGCGGAGGAACAGGUGCGCAGGAACAGCUGCGCAGGAACAGGUGCGCAGGAGCAGGUGCGCAGGAACAGCUGCGCAGGAACAGCUGCGCAGGAACAGCUGCGCAGGAACAGCUGCGCAGGAACAGGUGCGCAGGAAAAGCUGCGCAGAAACAGCUGCGCAGAAACAGCUGCGCAGAAACAGCUGCGCAGAAACAGCUGCGCAGAAACAGCUGCGCAGAAACAGCUCCGCAGAAACAGCUCCGCAGAAACAGCUGCGCAGAGACAGCUGCGCAGAGACAGCUGCGCAGAUACAGCUGCGCAGAAACAGCUGCGCAGAUACAGCAGCGCAGAAACAGCUGCGCAGAAACAGCUGCGCAGAAACAGCUGCGCAGAAACAGCUGCGCAGAAACAGCUGCGCAGAAACAGCUGCGCAGAAACAGAUGCGAAGAAACAGCUGCGCAGAAACAGCUGCGCAGAAACAGCUGCGCAGAAACAGCGGCGCAGAAACAGCGGCGCAGAAACAGCUGCGCAGGAACAGCUGCGCAGAAACAGCUGCGCAGAAACAGCUGCGCAGGAACAGCUGCGCAGGAACAGCUGCGCAGAAACAGCUGCGCAGAAACAGCUGCGCAGAAACAGCUGCGCAGGAACAGCUGCGCAGGAACAGCUGCGCAGAAACAGCUGCGCAGAAACAGCUGCGCAGAAACAGCUGCGCAGAAACAGCUGCGCAGGAACAGCUACGCAGAAACAGCUGCGCAGAAACAGCUGCGCAGAAACAGCUGCGCAGAAACAGCUGCGCAGAAACAGCUGCGCAGAAACAGCUGCGCAGAAACAGCUGCGCAGAGACAGCUGCGCAGAAACAGCUGCGCAGAGACAGCUGCGCAGAAACAGCUGCGCAGAAACAGCUGCGCAGAAACAGCUGCGCAGAAACAGCUGCGCAGAAACAGCUGCGCAGAAACAGCUGCGCAGAAACAGCUGCGCAGAUACAGCGGCGCAGAAACAGCGGAUCUCUAGACCACGCGCGCGUACGGAGUUCGUCACCCAUGCUGUUGCAGUGAAGUCUCAUCAGAAAAUCAGAAACAGCUGCGCGGAGACGGCUGCGCAGAAGCGGCUGCGCGGAAGCGGCUGCGCGGAAACGGCUGCGCGGAAACGGCUGCGCGGAAACGGCUGCGCGAGAACAGCUGCGCGAGAACAGGUGCGCGGGAACAGGUGCGCGGGAACAGCUGCGCAGGAACAGCUGCGCAGGAACAGCUGCGCAGGAACAGGUGCGCAAAAACAGGUGCGCAAAAACAGGUGCGCAGGAACAGCUGCGCAGGAACAGCUGCGCAGGAACAGCUGCGCAGGAACAGCUGCGCAGGAACAGCUGCGCAGGAACAGCUGCGCAGGAACAGCUGCGCAGGAACAGCUGCGCAGAAACAGCUGCGCAGAAACAGCUGCGCAGAAACAGCUGCGCAGAAACAGCUGCGCAGAAACAGCUUCGCAGAAACAGCUGCGCAGAAACAGCAGCGCAGGAACGGCUGCGCAGAAACGGCUGCGCAGAAACGGCUGCGCAGAAACGGCUGCGCAGAAACGGCUGCGCAGAAACGGCUGCGCAGAAACGGCUGCGCAGAAACGGCUGCGCAGAAGCGGCUGCGCGGAAGCGGCUGCGCGGAAACGGCUGCGCGGAAACGGCUGCGCGGAAACGGCUGCGCGAGAACAGCUGCGCGAGAACAGGUGCGCGGGAACAGCUGCGCGGGAACAGCUGCGCGGGAACAGCUGCGCAGGAACAGCUGCGCAGGAACAGGUGCGCAAAAACAGGUGCGCAGGAACAGGUGCGCAGGAACAGCUGCGCAGGAACAGCUGCGCAGGAACAGCUGCGCAGGAACAGCUGCGCAGGAACAGCUGCGCAGAAACAGCUGCACAGAAACAGCUGCGCAGAAACAGCUGCGCAGAAACAGCUUCGCAGAAACGGCUGCGCUGGAACGGCUGCGCAGAAACGGCUGCGCAGAAACGGCUGCGCAGAAACGGCUGCGCAGAAACGGCUGCGCAGAAACGGCUGCGCAGAAACGGCUGCGCAGAAAAGGCUGCGCAGAAACGGCUGCGCAGAAACAGCUGCGCAGAAACAGCUGCGCAGAAGCAGCUGCGCAGAAGCAGCUGCGCAGAAGCAGCUGCGCAGAAGCAGCUGCGCAGAAGCAGCUGCGCAGAAGCAGCUGCGCAGAAGCAGCUGCGCAGAAACAGCUGCGCAGAAACAGCUGCGCAGAUACAGCUGCGCAGAUACAGCUGCGCAGAAACAGCUGCGCAGAAACAGCUGCGCAGAAACAGCUGCGCAGGAACAGCUGCGCAGGAACAGCUGCGCAGGAACAGCUGCGCAGGAACAGCUGCGCAGGAACAGCUGCGCAGGAACAGCUGCGCAGGAACAGCUGCGCAGGUACAGCUGCGCAGGAACAGCUGCGCAGGAACAGCUGCGCAGAAACAGCUGCGCAGGAACAGCUGCGCAGGAACAGCUGCGCAGGAACAGCUGCGCAGGAACAGCUGCGCAGGUACAGCUGCGCAGGAACAGCUGCGCAGGAACAGCUGCGCAGGAACAGCUGCGCAGGAACAGCUGCGCAGAAACAGCUGCGCAGGAACAGCUGCGCAGAAACAGCUGCGCAGGAACAGCUGCGCAGAAACAGCUGCGCAGGAACAGCAGCGCAGGAACAGCUGCGCAGGAACAGCUGCGCAGGAACAGCUGCGCAGGAACAGCUGCGCAGGAACAGCUGCGCAGAAACAGCUGCGCAGAAACAGCUGCGCAGGAACAGCUGCGCAGAAACAGCUGCGCAGAAACAGCUGCGCAGGAACAGCUGCGCAGAAACAGCUGUGCAGAAACAGCUGCGCAGGAACAGCUGCGCAGGAACAGCUGCGCAGGAACAGCUGCGCAGGAACAGCUGCGCAGAAACAGCUGCGCAGGAACAGCUGCGCAGAAACAGCUGCGCAGAAACAGCUGCGCAGAAACAGCUUCGCAGAAACAGCUGCGCAGGAACAGCUGCGCAGAAACAGCUGCGCAGAAACAGCUGCGCAGGAACAGCUGCGCAGAAAAAGCUGCGCAGAAACAGCUGCGCAGAAACAGCUGCGCAGGAACAGCUGCGCAGAAACAGCUGCGCAGGAACAGCUGCGCAGAAACCGCUGCGCAGAAGCAGCUGCGCAGAAGCAGCUGCGCAGAAGCAGCUGCGCAGAAGCAGCUGCGCAGAAGCAGCUGCGCAGAAACAGCUGCGCAGAAACAGCUGCGCAGAUACAGCUGCGCAGAUACAGCUGCGCUGAAACAGCUGCGCAGAAACAGCUGCGCAGAAACAGCUGCGCAGAAACAGCUGCGCAGGAACAGCUGCGCAGGAACAGCUGCGCAGGAACAGCUGCGCAGGAACAGCUGCGCAGGAACAGCUGCGCAGGAACAGCUGCGCAGAAACAGCUGCGCAGAAACAGCUGCGCAGAAACAGCGGCGCAGAAACAGCGUGAAGUCUCAUCAGAAAAUCAGAAACAGCUGCGCAGAAGCGGCUGCGCAGGAACAGCUGCGCAGAAGCGGCUGCGCAGAAGCGGCUGCGCAGAAGCGGCUGCGCAGAAGCGGCUGCGCAGAAGCGGCUGCGCAGAAGCGGCUGCGCAGAAGCGGCUGCGCAGAAGCGGCUGCGCAGAAACGGCUGCGCAGAAACGGCUGCGCAGAAGCGGCUGCGCAGAAGCGGCUGCGCAGAAGCGGCUGCGCAGAAGCGGCUGCGCAGAAGCGGCUGCGCAGAAGCGGCUGCGCAGAAGCGGCUGCGCAGAAGCGGCUGCGCAGAAACGGCUGCGCAGAAACGGCUGCGCAGAAACGGCUGCGCAGAAACGGCUGCGCAGAAACGGCUGCGCAGAAACGGCUGCGCAGAUACGGCUGCGCAGAAACGGCUGCGCAGAAGCGGCUGCGCAGAAGCGGCUGCGCAGAAGCGGCUGCGCAGAAGCGGCUGCGCACAAGCGGCUGCGCAGAAGCGGCUGCGCAGAAGCGGCUGCGCAGAAGCGGCUGCGCAGAAGCGGCGGCGCAGAAGCGGCUGCGCAGAAGCGGCUGCGCAGAAGCGGCUGCGCAGAAGCGGCUGCGCAGAAGCGGCUGCGCAGAAGCGGCUGCGCAGAAGCGGCUGCGCAGAAGCGGCUGCGCAGAAGCGGCUGCGCAGAAGCGGCUGCGCAGAAACGGCUGAGCAGAAACGGCUGCGCAGAAACGGCUGCGCAGAAACGGCUGCGCAGCAGCAGCUGCGCAGAAGCAGCUGCGCAGAAGCAGCUGCGCAGAAACAGCUGCGCAGAUGCAGCUGCGCAGAAACAGCUGCGCAGAAACAGCUGCGCAGAAGCGGCUGCGCAGAAGCGGCUGCGCAGAAGCGGCUGCGCAGAAGCGGCUGCGCAGAAGCGGCUGCGCAGAAGCGGCUGCGCAGAAGCGGCUGCGCGGAAGCGGCUGCGCGGAAGCGGCUGCGCGGAAACGGCUGCGCAGAAGCGGCUGCGCAGAAGCGGCUGCGCAGAAGCGGCUGCGCAGAAGCGGCUGCGCAGAAACGGCUGCGCAGAAACGGCUGCGCAGAAACGGCUGCGCAGAAACGGCUGCGCAGAAACGGCUGCGCAGAAACGUAUGCGCAGAAACGGCUGCGCAGAAACGGCUGCGCAGAAACGGCUGCGCAGAAACGGCUGCGCAGAAACGGCUGCGCAGAAACGGCUGCGCAGAAACGGCUGCGCAGAAACGGCUGCGCAGAAACGGCUGCGCAGAAACGGCUGCGCAGAAACGGCUGCGCAGAAACGGCUGCGCAGAAACGGCUGCGCAGAAACGGCUGCGCAGAAACAGCUGCGCAGAAACAGCUGCGCAGAAACAGCUGCGCAGAAACAGCUGCGCAGAAACAGCUGCGCAGAAACAGCUGCGCAGAAGCAGCUGCGCAGAAGCAGCUGCGCAGAAACAGCUGCGCAGAAACAGCUGCGCAGAAACAGCUGCGCAGAAACAGGGCGCAGAAACAGCUGCGCAGAAACAGCUGCGCAGAAACAGCUGCGCAGAUACAGCUGCGCAGAUACAGCUGCGCAGAUACAGCUGCGCAGAUACAGCUGCGCAGAAACAGCUGCGCAGAUACAGCUGCGCAGAAAGAGCUGCGCAGAAACAGCUGCGCAGAAACAGCUGCGCAGAAACAGCUGCGCAGAAACAGCUGCACAGAAACAGCUGCGCAGGAACAGCUGCGCAGAAACAGCUGCGCAGAAACAGCUGCGCAGGAACAGCUGCGCAGGAACAGCUGCGCAGAAACAGGUGCGCAGAAACAGCUGCGCAGAAACAGCUGCGCAGGAACAGCUGCGCAGGAACAGCUGCGCAGGAACAGCUGCGCAGGAACAGCUGCGCAGAAACAGCUGCGCAGGUACAGCUGCGCAGGAACAGCUGCGCAGGAACAGCUGCGCAGCAACAGCUGCGCAGAAACAGCUGCGCAGAAACAGCUGCGCAGAAACAGCUGCAGAAACAGCUGCGCAGAAACAGCGGCGCAGAAACAGCGGCGCAGAAACAGCGGCGCAGAAACACUCUAUAGCCUCCGGUUACAGGAGCGAACAGCUGCGCAUAAGCGGCUGCGCAGAAGCGGCUGCGCAGAAGCGGCUGCGCAGAAGCGGCUGCGCAGAAGCGGCUGCGCAGAAGCGGCUGCGCAGAAGCGGCUGCGCAGAAGCGGCUGCGCAGAAGCGGCUGCGCAGAAGCGGCUGCGCAGAAGCGGCUGCGCAGAAGCGGCUGCGCAGAAGCGGCUGCGCAGAAGCGGCUGCGCAGAAGCGGCUGCGCAGUAGCGGCUGCGCAAAACGGCUGCGCAGAAACGGCUGCGCAGAAACGGCUGCGCAGAAGCGGCUGCGCAGAAGCGGCUGCGCAGAAGCGGCUGCGCAGAAGCGGCUGCGCAGAAGCGGCUGCGCAGAAGCGGCUGCGCAGAAGCGGCUGCGCAGAAGCGGCUGCGCAGAAGCGGCUGCGCAGAAGCGGCUGCGCAGAAACGGCUGCGCAGAAACGGCUGCGCAGAAACGGCUGCGCAGAAACGGCUGCGCAGAAACGGCUGCGCAGAUACGGCUGCGCAGGAACGGCUGCGCAGGAACGGCUGCGCAGGAACGGCUGCGCAGGAACGGCUGCGCAGGAACGGCUGCGCAGGAACGGCUGCGCAGGAACGGCUGCGCAGGAACGGCUUCGCAGGAACGGCUGCGCAGAAGCGGCUGCGCAGAAGCGGCUGCGCAGAAGCGGCUGCGCAGAAGCGGCUGCGCAGAAGCGGCUGCGCAGAAGCGGCUGCGCAGAAGCGGCUGCGCAGAAGCGGCUGCGCAGAAGCGGCUGCGCAGAAGCGGCUGCGCAGAAGCGGCUGCGCAGAAGCGGCUGCGCAGAAACGGCUGCGCAGAAACGGCUGCGCAGAAACGGCUGCGCAGGAACGGCUGCGCAGAAACGGCUGCGCAGAAACGGCUGCGCAGAAACGGCUGCGCAGAAACGGCUGCGCAGAAACGGCUGCGCAGAAACGACUGCGCAGAAACAGCUGCGCAGAAGCAGCUGCGCAGAAGCAGCUGCGCAGAAUCAGCUGCGCAGAAGCAGCUGCGCAGAAGCAGCUGCGCAGAAGCAGCUGCGCAGAAGCAGCUGCGCAGAAACAGCUGCGCAGAAACAGCUGCGCAGAUACAGCUGCGCAGAUACAGCUGCGCAGAUACAGCUGCGCAGAAACGGCUGCGCAGAAACGGCUGCGGAGAAACGGCUGCGCAGAAACGGCUGCGCAGAAACGUAUGCGCAGAAACGGCUGCGCAGAAACGGCUGCGCAGAAACGGCUGCGCAGAAACGGCUGCGCAGAAACGGCUGCGCAGAAACGGCUGCGCAGAAACGGCUGCGCAGAAACGGCUGCGCAGAAACGGCUGCGCAGAAACGGCUGCGCAGAAACGGCUGCGCAGAAACGGCUGCGCAGAAACAGCUGCGCAGAAACAGCUGCGCAGAAACAGCUGCGCAGAAACAGCUGCGCAGAAACAGCUGCGCAGAAGCAGCUGCGCAGAAACAGCUGCGCUGAAGCAGCUGCGCAGAAACAGCUGCGCAGAAACAGCUGCGCAGAAACAGCUGCGCAGAAACAGUGCGCAGAAACAGCUGCGCAGAAACAGCUGCGCAGAAACAGCCGCGCAGAAACAGCCGCGCAGAAACAGCUGCGCAGAUACAGCUGCGCAGAUACAGCUGCGCAGAAACAGCUGCGCAGAAACAGCUGCGCAGAUACAGCUGCGCAGAUACAGCUGCGCAGAAACAGCUGCGCAGAAACAGCUGCGCAGAAACAGCUGCGCAGAAACAGCUGCGCAGAAACAGCUGCGCAGGAACAGCUGCGCAGAAACAGCUGCGCAGAAACAGCUGCGCAGAAACAGCUGCGCAGGAACAGCUGCGCAGGAACAGCUGCGCAGAAACAGCUGCGCAGGAACAGCUGCGCAGGAACAGCUACGCAGGAACAGCUGCGCAGGAACAGCUGCGCAGGAACAGCUGCACAGGAACAGCUGCGCAGGAACAGCUGCGCAGGAACAGCUGCGCAGGAACAGCUGCGCAGGAACAGCUGCGCAGAAACAGCUGCGCAGAAACAGCGGCGCAGAAACAGCGGCGCAGAAACACUCUAUAGCCUCCGGUUACAGGAGCGUACCUCCAUGUUCAAUGUUUUUUGGGCAGUUGAACAUGUAA